AUGGCGUCAGCUACAGAAAAAUCAUCUAACGAUCAGAUCUCUUACUCUACUGCAGUCAUCAAUGAACGUUCACAGCAAAGAAAGACAGUUGCUAAGACUUUGUCUCAAAAGCAACUGAAUAAAUUAAGUCGGACCGUUUCAGAAAUGCAGCCUGGCAAACUGCAAGCAGAACUCCGAAGGCGAAACUUAUCUACCAGCGGGAUUCUGGAUAUCCAACGUAUGCGAUUGAAAACUUAUCUGAAAAUUGAAUUGAUGGAGCAAUGUACAGAUCCAUUGGCAAUGAUCGAGCAGCCAUUCGAUUAUAUUGCUGUUGUUGAUUUCGAAGCAACAUGUGAAAAAGAUGUACCAAACUAUCUGCACGAAAUUAUUGAGUUUCCAAUUGUUUUAGUCGAUGUUAAACAACAAACUAUCAUCGAUCAAUUUCGAUCCUACUGUCGACCUGAACGUAAUCCAGUUCUCUCACAAUUUUGUAGAGAUUUGACAGGUAUUCAGCAGCAUCAAGUCGACACUGCUCCAACAUUUGCCGAGGUUCUUCACAAUGUUGAACGUUGGUUAAAUGAACGAAAUCUGUCCACAUCAGCGAGUAGAAAUAAAUUCGCAUUUGCCACUGAUGGGCCGUGGGAUUUUGCAAAUUUCCUUCAAAUGCAAUGUCGUCUUAAUUCGCUACCUUAUCCUGAAUGGGCGAAUCAAUGGAUCAAUAUCCGAAAAGUGUUUGCACGAUUUUAUUCUAUGCGUUCAUGCGGUAUUGUGAAAAUGUUACAAAAACUAGGCUUUUCAUUCGAAGGUCAGCAACACUCGGGUCUCGAUGAUUCCACCAAUAUUGCACGUAUAGCAGUGCAAUUGCUGAAGGACGGAUGUAUUUUAUCCUUAAACGAUGGUAUACGCGACGAGCAUUCUAAUGAUAACAAAGCAACUGACGACAAUGAAAUUGAAAUUGUCUUUGAAGAUUAA
Adineta ricciae is the source of this 951-nucleotide messenger RNA. Lineage: Eukaryota; Metazoa; Rotifera; Eurotatoria; Adinetida; Adinetidae. The record is from the annotation of a GenBank genome assembly.